This is a messenger RNA of Mastomys coucha (southern multimammate mouse), 1150 nucleotides long. It is a transcript of the gene Klk15, whose product is annotated as kallikrein related peptidase 15. The transcript is spliced from 6 exons. Gene Ontology annotation, molecular function: serine-type endopeptidase activity. The coding region runs from base 1 to 843 and encodes 280 amino acids. The record is from RefSeq and is a predicted model, not a curated record. Lineage: Eukaryota; Metazoa; Chordata; Mammalia; Rodentia; Muridae. Gene Ontology annotation, biological process: proteolysis.
AUGCUGUCCACCUGUCCUCUCAACAGUCAGGAGGCUGGGGCUGGAGGAAGAUCUCGAAGACCUGGACCUUCUUCUACAAUGUGGCUUCUCCUUGCUUUUGUCUUGCUGGUGUCUGCAGCGCAGGACGGUGACAAGGUGCUGGAAGGCGAGGAGUGUGUGCCUCAUUCACAGCCAUGGCAAGUGGCCCUCUUUGAACGCGGCCGCUUCAAUUGUGGAGCUUUCCUCAUCUCCCCGCACUGGGUGCUGACUGCCGCCCACUGCCAAACCCGCUUCAUGAGAGUGCGUCUGGGCGAGCACAACCUUCGCAAGUUCGAUGGCCCAGAGCAACUGCGCUCCGUCUCUCGCAUCAUCCCACAUCCGGGCUACGAGGCUCGCACCCACCGCCAUGACAUCAUGCUCUUGCGACUUUUCCAGCCUGCCCGGCUGACAGCCCACGUGCGUCCUGUGGCGCUGCCCACACGUUGCCCCCUUAUCGGGGAGGACUGUGUGGUGUCAGGCUGGGGCCUGCUAUCAGACAACAACCCUGGAGCCACAGGGAGUCAAAAGUCACAAGUGAGACUCCCCGAUACGUUGCAUUGUGCCAACAUCAGCAUUAUCUCUGAAGCAUCCUGCAACAAGGACUACCCAGGUCGCGUGUUGCCCACCAUGGUGUGUGCCGGUGUUGAGGGCGGCGGCACGGACUCCUGUGAGGGUGACUCUGGAGGACCCUUGGUCUGCGGGGGUGCCCUGCAGGGCAUUGUCUCUUGGGGUGAUGUCCCCUGUGAUACUACCACCAAGCCUGGAGUCUACACAAAAGUCUGCAGCUACUUGGAGUGGAUCCGGAAAAAUAUGAGGAGGAACUGACUCAUUGGCCCACCACCUACGACCCUCAUGGACUACCUAGGACUCUGACCAAGAAUCCCCCGUAGUUGGCCAGCAGCCCCAUCCUGCCUGAGACAGAGCUGAGCUUCUCUGCACAUGAACAUACGCUGUUAGCCAGGGCCUCUCCCCUCCUGAUGUCACCUGCUUAACAUGAAGAAAACAGUGUUGGUAGCAUGGCAGUGGCGGGUCUUUGGUCCCAGCACUCAGGAGUCAGAGGCAGGUAGAUCUCUGACUUUGAGGCCAGCUUGGACUACAAAAUGUGUUCCAGGAUAGCCAGGGCUACACAGAG